AUGACGUACCGUGUCUUGGGCACUUGGGAUCAAGUAGCGCCAAGGGCAUACAUACGUCUUUGGUAUUGUUUUCCUUGCGAGGAAACUGCAAGUCUCAAUGAUCUCAAGGAGUAUCUAAAACCAACUCUAUCCACAUUGUCCGAAAUCUUCCCAGAUCUAAAGGGUAGAAUAUCCCUGCUCUCAAACCCACCAGGUUGCCUUGCUAUUAGUUCAGCUGAUGAUACCGCUAUUCCACUCAAGGCUUCUGAUCAGCGAGAUACAUAUGGAUGGACGUACAGCAAGCUCAAGAGUCAAGGUUUUCCAGCAAAAGCUUUUAUUGGCGAAUCUUUUGACCCUUCCUACAGGCUUGUGGAAGGACAACCGGGCAUUCCGUCUUUUGAAAUCAAUAUUCGUCUGAUCAAAGGGGGACUGCUUCUUGGUAUCUAUGGCCAUCAUUCUAUUUUUGACGCUGGUCAUAUGCAUACAGUCAUCAAGGCCUUCGCUAAACUCACUAAUAAUAACACUAGAAUGGUUGACAUUGCGACUUCUAUCAACCCAAACACUGAAUCGCGAGUAGUUGAGAAUGACGUAACUGAGGUGCAGCCAGCUAUGGACUUCGAGGAACUCCUUUCACGCUGUCCUGAGUAUCGCUUUCUUUCCUAUCCGCUUGGCCCAACACAGUUUCGUGUCCCAGAAAGUGGCAUGCAAUCGAUUGAUAUUCAGAACACUGGCCGUAUCUUUGUCAUUGAAGAUCAGCUCCUUUAUGAUCUGAAGAAGGAGCUAACUCAUGUAUCAUCGAUCAAUUCUCAAACGUACCACUCUUCAACAUUUACUUGUCUUACAGCAAUUACAUGGGCACACGUCACUAAAGCCCGUUUGUCCAGUAAUGGUAGUCUUUCUUCCUUGUCAUCUACCGAAAUAUCAUUCCCGAAAGAGGCACGCCUAAUGAUAUCUGUUGACUGGCGACGACGCAUAUCCACCAAUGCUGCGAGCAACAGCGCUGGCAACACAAUUGCCCUCCCCAUUGCUUCAGUCAGAAUUCAAACUAUAUUAGCGGCAUGUAAUAGCGAUCGCGUUGUCGCUUGUUCUGCUCUAGCAGAUAUUGUGCUUGCCAUUGAGCAGGCUGUUCUCAGCGUUGAUGACGACUUCGUGGCUUUACGCACUGCUCUUUUCUGCGCAAGCCCAGAUUUGCGAUUAAUUGGGCUUGACUUCGAUCUGUGUGAUCCACUGGAUUUCUACUUUAAUACUUGGCGACACUUUGGGACUCAGACUUCUUGGGGACUACCGGGACUGGCUAACCAAGAGCUCAACGGCGGUUUUACAGCAGACGCUAUACGAAGGGCCCAGGCUAGCUUCGCUAAUGGGGCGGGCUUAGUGUUGCCAGCAACGGAUAGGACUGGCUUUGAGAUAGUUUUAACAUUGGAUAUUAAUGCAAUGGAGCUUUUGUGCACUGAUCCCAGCUGGUUACACUGGGUUGAGCAUACUGUUUAUUAA
This is a messenger RNA of Fusarium venenatum, 1473 nucleotides long. RefSeq lists its product as uncharacterized. Gene Ontology annotation, molecular function: acyltransferase activity, transferring groups other than amino-acyl groups. Lineage: Eukaryota; Fungi; Ascomycota; Sordariomycetes; Hypocreales; Nectriaceae. The record is from RefSeq and is a predicted model, not a curated record.